Bombyx mori (domestic silkworm) is the source of this 1397-nucleotide messenger RNA. It is a transcript of the gene yps, whose product is annotated as Y-box protein. Lineage: Eukaryota; Metazoa; Arthropoda; Insecta; Lepidoptera; Bombycidae. Gene Ontology annotation, cellular component: nucleus. Gene Ontology annotation, biological process: regulation of gene expression. The record is from RefSeq and is marked provisional. Gene Ontology annotation, molecular function: nucleic acid binding.
CGAAAAGCGGUGAACAUCGAGGAGAGGUCGUGGAGUAUUUUACCAUCUUUGCCACCAUCGCCGUUCGCCAAUUACACCAUGGCUGAUACCGAAAAGGCGCCGCAGCCGCAGCCCCAACAACAACUAGAACAACAACCUCAAGCUCAACAAGCUAAAACAGUUAAACAAAAGCAGGUCAUCGCUGAGAAAGUAUCGGGCACUGUGAAAUGGUUCAACGUCAAGAGUGGAUAUGGUUUCAUCAACAGGAAUGACACCAAGGAAGAUGUGUUUGUGCAUCAGACUGCCAUCGCCCGUAACAACCCACGUAAGGCUGUGCGCUCGGUCGGCGACGGAGAGGCGGUGGAGUUUGCCGUGGUUGCCGGGGAGAAAGGCUUUGAAGCAGCUGGUGUUACUGGUCCCGGUGGUGAGCCAGUAAAAGGCUCACCUUAUGCUGCAGACAAGCGCCGUGGCUACCACCGCCAAUAUUUCCCUCGUCAAGGUGGCGGACGAGGCGGUGAAGGAGCUCCACGCAGAGGAGGAUUAGGACGUCGUGGACCCCCGCCCAACCAAGGGGGUGCACAAGGAGAUGAGGGUCAAGAAGGAGGCAUUGUACCAUCUCAGCGCAGUUUUUUCCGUCGCAAUUUUCGCGGUGGACGCCGUGGGGGAGGUCCUGGCCCAAUGAAUAGAGGAGGGUUCCGCCGAGUGCGUCCGCGCAAUUUCCAGCCGGGGCAGGGAGGACAAAAUCAGGCUCAGCGCCAAAAUGGCCAGGAUGGAGAUGCCUCAGCUACAACAUCAAACCAACAGCAGGGGGCCAAGCCUAAAAGUAACAAACCUGUUGGUACUACUAUUGAGACAACUACCAAUGAGAGCCAGGCCUAGACAUCCAGAGGCCGUUAUGUGUGGCACAUCAUUUAUGUAGUGCAUGUUGAUUCUAGUUGUGUCACACUCCACCUCAACUUGUCUUGUCUGUACAACUGAUGAGUGUUAGUUUUUGAUGUUGUAUCGCAUUGAGAUCUUUGCGAAUUCUUUAUUUGUAUUGGAACGUAAGGAGCGGGGUCUCUAAUCUGGAACUGCAUAGGUAUCAUUGGAUCAAAGAUGUGAUAUUUUUAUCAUAAAUAAUAUAUUGAUGAAUUUAUAUGUUUUGGUUGUAUACUAAAUUAUGAAUUGUAUUUUAAACUUUUACUAAUCUCUAUUUUAUAAAGUUAUGAGGUAAGUCUACCUCACUUAAAGUUGUGCAAUGGCAGUAUAAAACAAAGUUUGAGAUGAUAUGCAGAUUCCAAUGCCCCAUAAAAUUGUGUUUUACAAUAUGUCAAAUUAUUUUAUUAAAAUUCUACAGUUGCAUGUUAUUUUAUUAUGUAUUGAAAAUCUUAGAACGUAAAGUAAAACACUCUCAGAAAAAUAAAAUACCUGUGUGAAAA